AUGGCCUCGAAGGCAAUUGCGAAGGCUGCGGCAGGCGGUCUCGUGGAGAUCUCCCAGAAGCACACCCUCCAGUCCACAGGCAUCUGGGAACGCAUCCGCCGCUCCCUGGCCAUCGACCCCAACCGCUCCUCCGGCGUGCCCUUGAACCCGACCUUCCGCAACCCGGCACCGGGCGCCAACGACCCCCUGGCCUACGACGACCCCGUCACCGUCCCCGCGGGCGACAUCGCCGACAACCCGUACUGGAAGCGCGACGCCCGCCGCAACUACCCGGCCAUCAGCGUCGUCAGCCAGGCUGACGUCGUCGGCCUGCUGGCCGUCGGGUCCGCCGCCAACCCGCGCGUCGAGCUCAUCGGCGAGGCGGGCGAGAAGGCGCUCGUCGCGGCCAAGGAAGAAGGAAAGACGACGGGCAUCGCGGCUUACCUCGAGAAGAACGCCACGCAGGGCGCCGUCGAGGCGAGCAAGGAGGCGCUGUUUACGAAUGGGUUGCCGCCGACGCCGAGUGGUGAGAAUUUGAAGAGUGGGAAGUGGGAUGUGCACAAGUACAAGGUCAACGAGGAGCAGACCUACGGUGAAGGCUACCCUUGCCGGACUUUUGCUUGA
Colletotrichum paranaense is the source of this 603-nucleotide messenger RNA. RefSeq names its product NADH-ubiquinone oxidoreductase 21.3 kDa subunit. Bases 1 to 603 code for a protein of 200 amino acids. The transcript is spliced from 3 exons. The record is from RefSeq and is a predicted model, not a curated record. Lineage: Eukaryota; Fungi; Ascomycota; Sordariomycetes; Glomerellales; Glomerellaceae.